Molecule: messenger RNA, 1729 nt
Organism: Bombyx mandarina (wild silkworm)
Lineage: Eukaryota; Metazoa; Arthropoda; Insecta; Lepidoptera; Bombycidae
Gene: DNApol-epsilon58
Product: DNA polymerase epsilon subunit 2
Biological process (GO): error-prone translesion synthesis; DNA-templated DNA replication
Cellular component (GO): epsilon DNA polymerase complex
Molecular function (GO): DNA binding
Source: RefSeq, a predicted model, not a curated record
UAAAAAUAUGUGAUUUUGUUUACAAAAAAUUUGAUUACCUAUAAUAAAAAAGUAUGGAAUCGGUACGUGCAGAAGUUAACAAUGCAUUUAAACUUAGUGGAUUUACUAUACGCAAAGAAGCUAGCACUUACGUUGCCGAUCAAAUAACUUCAAUGACUCCACAUGAACGACGGGCAAUUCUUGACAAGUUAACUUCACACAUUUUAAAACAAUGUAUUUCACAGCCCGUAUUAGAGAAAGAACACCUGGAAAUCGCCUUCAAAGAAUGCUCUGCAUCGGGUCUUGAAGAGACCGAAACUGUUUUAAACGUAAUCGACGCUUUUAACAUUCCCAAACUGAGUUACGACAAUGAGAGAAAUAAGUUCGUUAAAUCUGUACAUAAGAACAAUUUAUAUCCAGAACCGAAGUGGAAAGCGCAAUUCUUGAUAGACAGAUACGAAAUAAUAUGGCAAAGAACUGUUAGGAAUAAAUUGUUUGCUCAAGAAGCCUUGCCUUCAUUGGCCGAGGAGAAAUAUUUCCAAUUGCGCAAAAUCGAAGCGCUGCUAAGCUCUUCUAGUCGAAUCGAUGAUGUGAUUGUGCUCGGUCUUUUAAUACAGUUGACAGAAGGAAAAUAUUACUUGGAAGAUCCAACUGGCAGUGUUGUUCUCGAUAUGUCACAAACAAGGUACCACUCAGGCUUAUUCACUGAAUAUAGCUUCGUUUUAGUUGAAGGUUAUUAUGAUGACAAGGUAUUAAAUGUUAUGGGCCUUGUGCUACCGCCGCCGGAAAGCAGAGCCUCGUCACUGCCAUUUUUUGGUAAUUUAAAUACAUUUGGUGGAAAUUCUAAGACUUUACUUAAAAACUCUAAGUCAUUGCUAAAGAUUGAACAGGAAAAUAAAGAAGGAAUGAUUAUAUUCUUAUCUGAUGUUUGGAUAGACACAUUGAAAGUUAUGAAUAACUUAAGAACAUUAUUUAGUGGCUACAAUGAUUUUCCACCUGUGGCUAUCGUGUUCAUGGGUGAAUUCCUCUCGUGUCCGUAUGGUCAGGAGCAUUGCACACAGCUACGAAUGGCAUUAUCAAACUUAGGUGAAAUAAUAGCUCAAUUCAAGAAAUUGAAAGAUGAAUGCAAAUUUAUCUUUGUACCUGGCAGAUCGGAUCCUUGUGCUGCCAAUGUUUUACCAAGACCAGCAAUUCCAAGUUCCAUAACACAAGGUAUAAGAGAAAAAUUAGGUGAUGCAGUCAUUUUCACAACGAACCCAUGCAGAAUACAAUACUGUACACAAGAGAUAGUAGUUUUCAGGCAAGAUUUAGUAAUGAAAAUGUGUAGGAAUUCUGUACAUUUUCCGGAGACUGGUGAUAUUCCUGAUCAUUUGGUGAAGACUUUGUUUAGUCAAUGUACACUGUCACCAUUGUCAUUAGCUAUACAACCAGUGUAUUGGAAGCAUUCGGAUUCUUUAAGUUUGUAUCCGAUGCCGGAUUUGGUAGUGAUUGGCGACCAUUUCCAACCUUAUACUCGCUCAUAUCAAAACUCGCAGAUUAUGAACCCUGGGUCUUUUCCGCGAACUGAGUUCUCAUUUAAAGUGUAUGUACCAAGUACGAAAACAGUUGAAGAUUCACAAAUACCGAAAGAUGAUGGAUGAAAUACCUGGUUAAUUAAAAAUUGGCUCAAGAACUGAAUCAUAGUUGAUAAGUAAAUCAAAUUGUUUUACAAUCUAAUAUUUUAUUUUCAUACCCAUUUUCAAAUAAACAA